AUGGCCAAAGCGGAGGUGAGCUUUGGGGGCGAUGGCUUUUCAACCACGCAGCCGUUGGAGACCCGGAGUUUGAGGGAAGUUCUCCUGUCCUUCUGCUCCAUGUGUAUCACAUAUUUGGUGGUUCUACUGGAGGUCUGCAACUUUUCUUCGGUUCGAAACAAAGACGUGGUGACAAAGAUCACCGUCGAUGGAUUGCUUGACAUGUUGUUGCUUCCUGUGAACAUUGGUUUCUUUGGUCAUCUUUGCGUGAGAAAACUGCGAUUACAAGGGAAUGCUCAUUCCACACAGGUGAUCUCCACCAUUGUGGAGAGCUCGGAAAUUUGGGAAGCUUGGGCAUUGUGGUCCGUGCUAGGCAUCGGCCUCUUCGUGACAGUGGUGGAUGUGGAGUCAAGACAAGAUGUCGAACGGCGAGCCUUUGUGAAACCUUUCAAGAACUUGAGUCUUCAAGGUGUGCGCACCUGGGUCUUUAUGAUUAUGGUCAUCACUGCCACCAGGUUAUUGACGACCUUUCUCCAAAGUUCUGCGCCGUCCUUGUGCUAUUGGGCUUCCAAGAGCUGCAUGAGUUGUACCGAGCUCUAUGAGGUGAACAUCCACCUGGCCGCGGCUGCGGUGAAUUUCAUCCUGUGCUCCUUCGCUUUGGCCUUCGUCUUCACUUUCGAGCAUACCUUUGAUGAAUAUCUUCGCCAGAUUGGGCCUUUCUGGAAGUUCUGGGGCGUCAAAGGUGUUGUGUCGGUGACCUACUUCCAGUGGGUGGUCUUGAGCUAUGGACCCUUCAACUUGGAAGAUAAGCGCAUCUACCUGCUGCACUGUUUGCUGAUGACUUUGGAGAUGCCGUUGUUGGCUGUGAUCCACUCGAGUUGUGCUUACCCCUACGGCAAGCCCUGGUUGGAAUAUCUGCUACUUCUCCAGCAGAAGGAGUGGCUGGCAUGGCAGGUGACAAAAGCGAUUCUUGCAUGGGAAUAG
Molecule: messenger RNA, 963 nt
Organism: Cladocopium goreaui
Lineage: Eukaryota; Dinophyceae; Suessiales; Symbiodiniaceae
Source: the annotation of a GenBank genome assembly